UUGAUUAUUACUUGAAUAUAAAUUAUCGAGGGAUAAGCAUUUUAAUUUUGUGAGUCAUGAUCAUCUUGUAAACAAUAUUCAGUAAAGUUCUAGAAUUGAAGGCAUAGUAACACGAUUGUACCAGUACUUUGUUAGAUAGAGCGAGUUUCCAGCAAAAGUGAAAUUGUUACAAAACUUUGAAAUGGAACAAAACGAAUUUCCAGUAAGGUUUGGAAUGGAUGAUCCUAAUACAACAUGGAGACAUGGAAAACCGGACUACACUGUGGUAAACAACAAAUACAUGCGUGAGAAAAGUAAGAAUCACCCAACUGGAUCUUUGGAGAAAACGGUGGAAAAUUUAGUGAAAUCCUGGGAGAUGGAAAGUUCACACAAAUCUGAUCUUAAGGACUGGAAAACGAUAUCAAAAGAUGGUGAUUUUUAUUUCCAAGUUAAUGGAGGUAAAAAGUUCACAGGAGAAGACAAUGUAGAGCUAGGGAACUACAACAUGAUGUUAUUGGAAUCACCGUUUAUAGAUGUAUCUCAAGAAACACACGAUUCGUCACAUGCCCUCUUCAAAGAAGCGUUUCCAGAAGGAUUUCCCUGGGAAGUUCUCGAAGUUUUCUCAGGUCCACCAAAGGUUAGUUUUACAUGGCGACAUUGGACAAACUGGACUGGUCCAUAUAAAGACCAGAAACCAACAGGAGAGAAAAUUGAAAUGGUUGGUUCAUGUAUAGCGGAAGUGACGUCAGAUAUGAAAAUAAAAUAUAUUGAGGUGUUCUUUGAUCCAAACCCAGUAAUGGCAAAACUAACAGGAUACAAAUGUCCAUUGUCGCUAAUCAAAUGAACAGUGACAUAUGAGGGUCUGAAUGAGGUUCCUUCAUUUCUGGCAUUUUUCUCUAUUCUUUAUACUUUUUGCCCAUAUUUCUCUAUUCUUUAUACUUUUUGCCCAUAUUUCUCUAUUCUUUAUAUUUUAACACCACAUUAUUCUCUAUUUUUUAUUUUUUUGAUACAUUUUUCUCUUUUCUUUUUUUUUGGUACAUUUUUCUCUAUUCUUUAUUUUUUUCCCAUAUAUCAUUCUUUAUUCUGUAAACAUAUUACAUAUAUCCGAUUGCUUGAAUUUGUAGAUAUGAGAAAUGCAAACUGGUAUUGUACAUGCUAUUUUUCUACACGUUUGUAUUUUAACGAAUUGUGAAAAUGAACAAAAGACGAUUUUUGAAGAAACACGUACACACAUACUGAUGAAGAUAUAACUUUGGAUUAAGUAAUUCAUUUUUACUCUGAAAAUAAAUCUGUUAAAACUGUCUGUGGCAUAUAGAUAUGAAAUCCGUUAUUGUAUUAGUUGAAACAUGCAUUUAAACCAAAAGAUAAGUACAUGGAAAAUUUUAGCAAGAGAUGACAAUUAGAUGUAAUAAUAAAAGUCCGAAAGAUGCAUCACCAAAAUGGUUAUAUUUUAGAACUUUUUAAGAAAGAAACCAAGUUAGAGAAAUAGUUUAAUAUUUUGUCAACUAACCAUUUUAAUACAGUGUGCGAAUUAAGAUGUGUUAGUCACCGAUUACCAGUUACAACAGGAAGAUGGCAUGGUCUUUCAAGAGACAAUACUGUGUGCUAACUUUGUGACUCAACUGACAUUGAUGACGAAUACACUGUAUACUAUUACAUUAUGACUUGUGAUUUAUAUAAAUGUUCAGUUCUCUGUAACUUUGUAUUUAGUUGAUGAGAUAAAAGAUUCAUUCCUAUAUAAUAUCUUUGUACAAACAAUGGUGAAAGAUAUUUGUCCAACUAAUUGGAAUGUUUUUGUCUGGUCAUAAUAAAUUAAGAUUGACCAUUAACAGUAAUUUACACAGAAAUCAAGGUUUAUUGACAUAAAAUCUGUCCCGCUGAAUAUUAUCAAUGCAACCUUUAACAACGGUAAUUUUCAUUUAUCAAAUAUACAUUAAUUAGUGGAAGUUUAUACUCAUUAAAUUCUUAUAUAAUUCUUAUUUUCCUCUCAUAAUUUUUCAAUUUUUGAAAUGUGUGGUUGACAUUACUGAUUCCUUGACAUACAACAUUAUUCAAUUCAAAUAGUUUUUAAUACAUUAGAAAAAACAAAGGAUAUAUGAUAUCCAUUAUACAUGACACAAAAUCAGACGGCCCCUAGCAUCGGCUUGAGCGCAAUGUUUUGCGAAAAUAAAAAAAAAAGUACGUUUAUAAUUUGAAAUAACACUUUGUUCUGCACAAUGAUACUGUACUUGCAAUAUUUAUUUUCUCUUUCAUUAUUUUUAACUACAGAUUCUUUAAAGGUGGUUGAAGAUUCUUCGCUUUUUUAUCAGGCAUUGUGGUUCCCAUUUACUUUCAUUCUCACAAUUCUAAUAUUAGUUUAGCAUAUUUUAAUUGCAUUAUCAUAAAAGAUAAUUCAUUUGCUAAUCUCACUGACAAUGACAAAGUUAUAUAUAUAUACUUAACCAAUCAACACCAACACAAGUGAAUAAACUAUGAUCCUUUAUUAAAAAGUCAAUAGAACUGAGGACGGGGGACCCUUUAAUAUUUACUUGAACCUGUAUAUAUAUAUUGAGUUACUUAGUUAUUGUCUUCAUUUGUUUUGUUAUAUGUCACAAACUGUAAAGUUUAUAUGGCAAUAAAAUAUUGAAUUGAA
Molecule: messenger RNA, 2611 nt
Organism: Mytilus californianus (California mussel)
Lineage: Eukaryota; Metazoa; Mollusca; Bivalvia; Mytilida; Mytilidae
Exons: 5
Coding region: 182-823 (213 amino acids)
Source: RefSeq, a predicted model, not a curated record